Molecule: messenger RNA, 2031 nt
Organism: Eremomyces bilateralis CBS 781.70
Lineage: Eukaryota; Fungi; Ascomycota; Dothideomycetes; Eremomycetales; Eremomycetaceae
Product: Pre-mRNA-splicing factor clf1
Exons: 2
Coding region: 1-2031 (676 amino acids)
Biological process (GO): mRNA splicing, via spliceosome; spliceosomal complex assembly
Cellular component (GO): post-mRNA release spliceosomal complex; U2-type catalytic step 2 spliceosome; Prp19 complex
Molecular function (GO): protein binding
Source: RefSeq, a predicted model, not a curated record
AUGGACGCCUCACGCGGCCCUCCGAGGGUCAAGAACAAGCAAGCCGCCGAUAUCCAAAUCUCCGCCGAACAUUUGCUUCGUGAAGCCGUCGACCGGCAGGAACCCAAGCUCCAAACUCCCACCCAGCGGUUCGCCGAUCUCGAAGAACUCCAUGAGUUCCAGGGGCGGAAGCGGAAGGAGUUCGAGGACUAUGUCCGCCGGAACCGCCUGAACAUGGGCAACUGGAUGCGGUACGCGCAAUGGGAACUGGAGCAGAAAGAGUUCCGGAGAGCGCGGUCCGUCUUCGAGCGCGCGCUGGAUGUGGAACCGGCGAGUGUGGUCUUGUGGAUUCGGUAUAUCGAGGCGGAGAUGAGGAACCGGAACAUCAAUCAUGCUCGAAAUCUCCUCGAUCGCGCCGUGACGAUCCAGCCCCGUGUGGACAAGCUCUGGUACAAAUUUGUGUACAUGGAGGAGACCCUGGGGAAUAUCCCGGGGACACGGCAGGUGUUCGAGCGGUGGAUGUCGUGGGAGCCGGAUGAGGCGGCGUGGAGCGCAUACAUCAAGCUCGAGAAACGGUACGGAGAGUUCGAUCGUGCACGGGCGAUCUUCGAGCGGUUCACCAUCGUCCACCCCGAGCCGAAGAAUUGGAUCAAAUGGGCGAGAUUCGAGGAAGAAAACGGGACGAGUGACCUGGUACGAGACGUCUACGGGAACGCCAUCAGCGCUCUCGGAGAUCAUUUUAUGGAUGAGAAACUCUUCAUGGCGUACGCGAGGUUUGAAACGAAGCUGAAGGAAUACGAACGUACCCGGGCUAUUUACAAAUAUGCUCUAGACCGGAUGCCACGAUCGAAAUCGAUGACCCUUCACAAAUCCUACACCCAGUUCGAGAAGCAAUUCGGUGACCAGGAAGGCGUGGAGGACGUGGUCAUUGCGAAGCGAAGGGUUCAAUACGAGGACCAAGUGAAGGAGAACCCGAAGAACUACGACGCUUGGUUCGAUUUUGCUAGACUGGAGGAGAGCUCAGGGGACCUGGAGCGGAUACGCGACGUUUACGAGCGAGCCAUUGCUCAACUGCCACCGACUCAGGAGAAACGCCAUUGGAGAAGAUACAUCUACUUGUGGAUAUUCUACGCUUUAUGGGAAGAGAUGGAGAACCGGGACGUCGAGAGGUCACGGCAAAUAUAUCAAGAAUGCCUCAAGUUAAUACCGCACAAGAAGUUCACCUUCGCCAAGAUCUGGCUGAUGAAGGCCCAAUUCGAGGUGCGGCAGAUGCAACUGCAGACCGCACGGAAAACAUUGGGUCAAGCGAUCGGGAUGUGCCCGAAGGACAAGCUGUUCCGGGGCUACAUCGAGCUGGAGCUCAAGUUGUUCGAGUUCGUGCGAUGCCGGACGCUGUACGAGAAGCACAUCGAGUGGAACCCGUCCAACAGCCAGGCUUGGAUCAAAUUCGCAGAGCUGGAGAGGGGCCUGGACGACUUGGAACGGGCACGCGCGAUCUUCGAGCUGGCAGUCAACCAAGAUCCGCUGGAUAUGCCGGAGUUGGUCUGGAAGGCCUACAUCGACUUUGAGGAGGAGGAAGGCGAGUACGAUCGGACACGAGAGCUCUACGAGCGCCUGUUGGAGAAGACCGAUCACGUCAAAGUCUGGACCAGCUAUGCGCACUUUGAAAUCAACAUUCCGGAGGAGGGCGAAGAGGAGACGGAGGAGGAGACACCGGUGAGCGAAGCGGCGAAGGUGAGGGCAAGGAAGGUGUUCGAAAGGGCACUAAAGAGCAUGAAGGAGAAGGAUCUCAAAGAAGAGCGCGUCGCCAUCCUGAAUGCCUGGAAGUCGUUCGAGAACACUCACGGCUUGGCGGAGGAUAUCGAGAAGGUGGAGAAGCAGAUGCCCCGUCGGGUAAAGCGACGGAGGAAGCUGGACGACGAUUCGUUUGAAGAGUACAUGGACUACCUCUUCCCCGCCGACGACGAGCGGGAGGCGAACAUGUCGAAGCUACUCCAGAUGGCUCACAAAUGGAAACAGGAGAAGGCUCAGGAGAAUGGGGGGGAACCGUAG